AGGCGAGGAGGAGGCCCGGCGCCCGGCGGUGCCGCGGAGCUCCGUCCCGGGCGCUACCACCGCGCGGCCCGCCUGCUCGCCCGGCUCUGCGCCGAGACGCGCUCCGGCCGCCCGGCCGCCGCGUCCUCCUUGCCGGGCCUGCGGCUGCCAGCUGCCCGCGGACGGCGGGGGAAGGACCGCGCGCCCGUGGCCCGGAGCGGCCUCCUGGUCCCCCCGCCUGGGCGGCGGAGUGCGGGCGGCCCGGGCUGGGAGCUUUGAAAAGCGGACGGAGACAAAGGCAGCAGGAAGCCUCCCGGCACCCGGAGCCCCAGCGCGCAGCCCCCGGGCCCGCACGGCGCCGGCCCGGAGCGGGGGCGGCCGUGGCCGUGGCCGUGGCCGCGGCGGGAGGCGGAGGAUGCGGCAGGGGGCGUGGGAGCGGCGGCGGCGCGGGCGGAGCGGCGCGGCCCGGGCGCGGCGUGGGUAGAGCCCCGGCGGCGGCGCGGCGGCCCAGGCGGCCCGGGAGUGAGUGAGGGCGCCUUCCCCGCCCGGGAUGUGAGGACCGAGCGGAGCCCGGGGCGGGGGGAGGGACGGGAAGGGAGGCGAAGCCGGCAGGAAGGAAGGAAGGACGGACCAGGAGGAGGAGCGGCAGCGGCCGGAGCCGGAAGGCGGGGAGGGGCCGUCCGUUGGGCCCCAGGCGGCGGCGGCGGCGGCGGCGGUCGGGGCGAACCGCGCUCGUCGCCUCCUCCCCCCCGGCUCCGCGGCGGGGGGAGGAGGAAGAUGGAGACCCACAUCUCGUGCUUGUUCCCCGAGCUGCUGGCCAUGAUCUUUGGCUACCUGGACGUCCGGGACAAGGGGCGCGCGGCGCAGGUGUGUGCGGCCUGGCGGGACGCCGCCUACCACAAGUCGGUGUGGCGGGGGGUGGAGGCCAAGCUGCACCUGCGCCGGGCCAACCCGUCGCUGUUCCCCAGCCUGCAGGCCCGGGGCAUCCGCCGGGUGCAGAUCCUGAGCCUCCGCCGCAGCCUCAGCUACGUGAUCCAGGGCAUGGCCAACAUCGAGAGCCUCAACCUGAGCGGCUGCUACAACCUCACAGACAACGGGCUGGGCCACGCGUUCGUGCAGGAGAUCGGCUCCUUGCGCGCCCUCAACCUGAGCCUCUGCAAGCAGAUCACCGACAGCAGCCUGGGCCGCAUCGCCCAGUACCUCAAGGGCCUGGAGGUGCUGGAGCUGGGCGGCUGCAGCAACAUCACCAACACCGGCCUGCUGCUCAUCGCCUGGGGCCUGCAGCGCCUCAAGAGCCUUAACCUCCGCAGCUGCCGCCACCUCUCGGACGUGGGCAUCGGGCACCUGGCCGGCAUGACGCGCAGCGCGGCCGAGGGCUGCCUGGGCCUGGAGCAGCUCACGCUGCAGGACUGCCAGAAGCUCACCGAUCUGUCUCUGAAGCACAUCUCCCGGGGCCUGACCGGCCUGAGGCUCCUCAACCUCAGCUUCUGCGGGGGAAUCUCGGACGCGGGCCUCCUGCACCUGUCGCACAUGGGCAGCCUUCGCAGCCUUAACCUGCGCUCCUGCGACAACAUCAGUGACACGGGCAUCAUGCAUCUGGCCAUGGGCAGCCUGCGCCUCUCGGGGCUGGACGUGUCGUUCUGCGACAAGGUGGGGGACCAGAGUCUGGCUUACAUAGCGCAGGGGCUGGACGGCCUCAAGUCUCUCUCCCUCUGCUCCUGCCACAUCAGUGACGACGGCAUCAACCGCAUGGUGCGGCAGAUGCACGGGCUGCGCACGCUCAACAUAGGGCAGUGUGUGCGCAUCACCGACAAGGGCCUGGAGCUGAUCGCCGAGCACCUGAGCCAGCUCACCGGCAUAGACCUGUACGGCUGCACCCGCAUCACCAAGCGCGGCCUGGAGCGCAUCACACAGCUGCCCUGCCUCAAGGUACUCAACCUGGGACUCUGGCAGAUGACGGACAGUGAGAAGGUCAGGUGAGGGUGGCAGCAUCAACUCCCCUUGUCCCCCCUCCAUUAUCCUGUCACCACCACCCUCCCUGCACUCUCAACGCCACAUGCGUCCUUAUGCGUAGGUCAUUGCAGUGGAUGAGAUGGGACAGUGACACGAAGCCUCAGGCUCAUUUUCUCCCCCCUCCAGCACCCCUGCCCGCUUACAUGCCCAUUCAUUGCUUCUGGGGGUUCCUCUGCUGCCCCUCCCGUACUGCCCUCUUUCCCCCUGAGGAUGAACAGAGAGACUCAGCUACUUACCUAGCCACUUCUCUCUACUGUGGGGAAUGGAGGGGCCGAUGGAGCUACUGUAUCCCCACUGCGCUGCAUUUCCAAAUGGGGUGGGGGUGGGGAGUAACUAGUCCUUUGGCCCUGGGGAGUUGAAGAAAAUGUCUGCCUUCACUUAAGCUUUCAUUUGAAUACUGUGAUCUGGUUUUUAUUUUGAAAUGUAUGAAAUCAAACCCGACUACAACGGCCUUUUCACCCUUCUUCCACUUUGUAGCUAAUCCCAGUUUCUUCUCAUCAUUUCUCUUUUUACAGUACUCUGCUAUUCAUGCUCAUUUCAUUUUUUAUUGCCUUUUUUUUUUUUUCCUUUUUUAAGAGAUUUGAAAUCAUGGUCCUUUUUUUCUGCUGAAUAUAUUCUAUAUAUUAUAUAUAUAUAAAUUUUAUAUAUAUAUAUAUAUAUGUCUGGCUACCUCGUUUUAGUUUACUUUUUUCUCUGAAGCCCUGGAAUUCUACAAGAGAGAUAUUUUGAGACUAAAACAUUUUUGUGCCUAGACUGGAAAGAUGCCCAUUGGGUUUGUGUCUUUUUUGUUUUGGCUUCUUCCCCACCCCAUCCAUCCAGUAUGUCCCACUUCCACAUUUUGGCUAUAAUCAUUUUUCUCCUUGUCCAUUGGGAUUUGAGAGCCCAACUACGUUCCUAAAUCUUGACUUAAUUUAUAGCACAAAUGUGUGGGGAAAAUGAGAGUUGGACUGUUUCGUUUGAGAUGCAGAUUGUCUUGAAAAUUAUUAUUAUAUAUGCAAAUUCCGCCCUACCCUCACCCUCUUCCAAGUUUCCUCAAAAAAAGAGUCACACAGUGAGCUUCCUGUUGGAAGCAGGAGCGGAGCUGCCCACAGAGCCCUGGGCUGUAAUGUGAGGGGAGGAGACUGAAAUUCAUGUCUUAUCUCUGUUCUGUUAAUAAAAUGGGAGUUUGUGGGUUUUAAAAAUUGUUUCUAAAUGGAGGAGUAGGUGACUUUAUUUUGGUGGGGGUUGGAACUUGUGGCUUUAAAAAAAAAUCGCUUUUCAGUAGGAUGUAUAUUUUUGUUGGAUUUGUUUGUUUGUUUGUUCGUUUUUAGAAUCCCUCCACAGCAACAUUUGAGACCAUGGAGUUAAAAGAAACCCAGAGACCUUUAUCAAUUAAUUGUACUGUUUGUGAAUUUGUAUAAAUAACAAAGAUCCUCUUAAAACGUUUAUAUUCUUACAGUAAAAGGUUAAACUGAUAUUUAUAUAAUAAAAGAGGAAAUAUGAAGUAUGUUUUUGAAAAAAAAAAAACAAAAAACCUUGUAGCUGUGAAUUAUUUUGAAGGCAGUGUGUUUGGGUACAUGCCAAAGUCGGAGGUGCUGUUUGUGUGCUUUCAAGUAUAAGGAAAUAAGAC
Molecule: messenger RNA, 3601 nt
Organism: Pipistrellus kuhlii (Kuhl's pipistrelle)
Lineage: Eukaryota; Metazoa; Chordata; Mammalia; Chiroptera; Vespertilionidae
Gene: FBXL14
Product: F-box and leucine rich repeat protein 14
Exons: 1
Coding region: 757-1959 (400 amino acids)
Biological process (GO): SCF-dependent proteasomal ubiquitin-dependent protein catabolic process
Cellular component (GO): SCF ubiquitin ligase complex
Molecular function (GO): protein binding
Source: RefSeq, a predicted model, not a curated record